AUGCGCGCCAAUUACUUGAUCGUUUUAUUGUUGUGCUUUUCUGCGCUAAUGUUCAUGAUGAUGUUGGAAGGCUCGGAAGGAAAGGCUCCUCCAACAUCUAAUUUAUUUGUGGAUUUGUUGAGAGGAAAGAAGAUAGCUGGAAGGAGGAGACUUGCUCCAGCACCUCUUCCAAUGAAGAUUUCGCCUGAAGAUUAUGUCAAGGUUGAUAUGGAUAAUAAUCCAUUUGAAUUUAGUGGUUUUAUUGAAGUAAAUUCGACAUACAAGGGACAAAUGUAUUAUGUUUUUAGUGAAGCUUUGAGUGGAAAGGCUGAUAGUCCAAUUAUUAUUUGGUUCCAAGGAGGACCUGGUGCCGGAAGUGAAUUUGGAUUGUUUGUUGAAAAUGGACCAUAUCUUGUAGAUCCAAAAACUUUGAAACUUGUCAAGAAUCCAACAACUUGGAAUUAUGAUUAUCACAUGAUUUGGCUUGAUAAUCCAUUGGGAAGCGGUUUCUCACAUGUUCAAUCUCCAGGUUAUGUUCACAGUGAAGAUAGAGUUGCUAGUGAGGUGCAUAUCUUUUUGGAAAAAUUCUUCCAAUUGGACUUUGCUAGAAAAUAUAGAGGUAAUGAAUUGUACUUGUUUGGUGAAAGUUAUGCUGGAAAAUAUAUUCCAUCUAUUGCUUACAAUAUUAUGAAUUCUGGUUUCCCAUUCAAUUUGGCCGGUAUUGGUAUUGGUGAUGGUUUAACUGAUCCAGAAAUUCAAUUUGCCAGUUAUGAUACUUAUUCUUUUGCCACUGGUUUGAUUGAUGGACCUCAAAGAGCAGUUGUUAAGAAUUAUCAAGAUCAAAUUGUUAAACUUAUCAAGGAAAAGAGAUUUGUCGAUGUUAUGAAUGUUAACAAUAAUCUCACAGACUUUGUAAUUAAUCAAUGUGCUGGUGGUGUCAAUGUUUACGAUAUUAGAAGUUAUGGAGAUCCAGACAUUUCUGCCUACGUCCAAUAUGUAAACUUGCCAGAAACCAAAAAGCUCAUGCACACAGAAGGUGUCAAAUAUUACGAUGAAAACAAUGAUGUUUGGAAUAAUCUCUUGGCUGAUAUUGCCAAGUCUGUCAAAUAUAAGGUUGAAGCUUUACUUGAUAGCCCAGAAAGAAAGGUGCGUGUAUUGUUAUAUAAUGGUCAGUACGAUUGGAUAGUUAAUUCCGUUGGAGCUACCAAUUGGAUUCAAUCAAUGAACUGGCAUGGAGCUAGUUCUUUCAAUCAAGAUUUGGGUCUUGGUAGAAAGCCAUGGAAGGUUGACGGUCAAAUUGUUGGUUACUCUCAUCAAUAUGAUAAUUUGGUAACUAUUUUGGUCAACAAAGCCGGACAUAUGUCUCCAAUGAAUCAAGGAAAGAAUGUGUUGGAAAUGGUUAGAACUUUUACUCAAAACAAAAACUUUUAA
Naegleria gruberi is the source of this 1410-nucleotide messenger RNA. RefSeq lists its product as uncharacterized. The transcript is spliced from 6 exons. Bases 1 to 1410 code for a protein of 469 amino acids. Lineage: Eukaryota; Heterolobosea; Eutetramitea; Acrasida; Naegleriidae. The record is from RefSeq and is a predicted model, not a curated record. Gene Ontology annotation, biological process: proteolysis. Gene Ontology annotation, molecular function: serine-type carboxypeptidase activity.